Molecule: messenger RNA, 933 nt
Organism: Meriones unguiculatus (Mongolian gerbil)
Lineage: Eukaryota; Metazoa; Chordata; Mammalia; Rodentia; Muridae
Product: olfactory receptor 6M1-like
Exons: 1
Coding region: 1-933 (310 amino acids)
Biological process (GO): G protein-coupled receptor signaling pathway
Cellular component (GO): membrane
Molecular function (GO): olfactory receptor activity; G protein-coupled receptor activity
Source: RefSeq, a predicted model, not a curated record
AUGGGGAAUGGGACAACUGUCCAGGAGUUUACCCUGGAGGGGUUUCCUGCUGUCCAGCACCUGGGGAAGCUUCUCUUCUCGGUGCACCUGCUGGCAUACCUGGCCUCCCUCACAGGCAACACAGUCAUCGUCUCCAUUGUCUGCACCAGUGCCCGCCUGAGAACCCCCAUGUACUUUUUCCUCAGCAUCUUCUCCUUCUUUGAGUGUUGUUUUACCAGUGCUGUUAUUCCAAAGUUGUUGGCUAUCUUUCUCUUUGGGAAACAAACCAUUUCUUUUGUUGCCUGUUUCGUACAAGCCUUCGUCUUUGUGUUUAUCGGGGCGUUCGGUUUUCUCCUCAUAGCUGUGAUGUCAGUGGACAGGUGUGUGGCUAUUUGCAAACCUCUGCAUUAUCCCACCAUCAUGAACCCGAGGACCUGCAUCCUCCUGGUCAUGGUCUGCCUUACUGUGACCUUCACCCUUAUCACUUGGGUAGUAGUGAAGGUAUCUCGGUUAUCCUUCUGUGGCCCCCAUGUCAUCCCACACUUCUUCUGUGACCUUGGCCCUCUGCUCCAGCUCUCCUGCUCUGACACCAGAUCUGCUGAAGCUCUGACCUUUGGCCUUGCUGUGGUUAUCCUUCUCUCCUCCCUCAUUAUAACUACCAUUGCCUACAGCAACAUAGUAGUCACGAUUGUGCAUCUCCCGUCGGCCAAGGAGAGGCAGAAAGCCUUCUCCACCUGCUCAUCCCACCUCAUCGUCCUCUCUCUGAUGUACAGCAGCUGUGUCUUUGUAUAUGUGAAACCAAGGCAGACGAGUAGGCUCGAAUCCAACAGGGAGGCUGCUCUUGUGAACACGGUGGUGACGCCCCUUCUGAACCCCGUCAUCUACACCCUGCGCAACAAGCAGGUCCACCAGGCUCUGAGGGAGACUCUGUGCAGGAUAAAACUAUCGAGAUAG